AUGGCGCAAAUCGGCAUCGUUGGCGCGGGCUUUGUCGGCGAAGCGCUCGCAAGUCAGCUUGUCCGAACGGGUCACCAUGUCAAGGUUGCGAACUCUCGCGGCCGAGAUAGUCUCAAGGCGUUCGCGCAAAACACCGGCGCAGAGGCCGUCGAUAUUAGCGAGAUCUCUUCCAAUCUGGACGUCCUCUUCAUUGCGGUCCCGAUGUCUCGUAUCAAGGACUUGCCAAAGACAAUCUUCCAAUCGCUUCCUCCUAGCGCGGUUGUGGUCGAUGCUGGCAACUACUAUCCGCUACGGGACGGAGCUAUUGCCGCAAUCGACGAGGGCAUGGUUGAGUCGCAGUGGGUGUCACAGCAACUCGGCGUCGCAGUCGUCAAGGCUUUCAACAACAUCAUUGCGUCCCGGCUGACGACGAGCGGCCGACCUCAGAAAGAUCGCAACCGCAUCGCAUUGCCUGUGUCCGGCGACGAUUCAAAAGCACGAGCAGGCAUUUUGGCGAUUGUCGAACAAUUGGGAUUCAAUGGGUACGAUGCAGGUCCUCUGUCAGAUUCGUGGCGUCAGCAGCCGGGGCAGCCAGCCUACUGCACUGAUCCGACGAGCGAAGAGCUGCCUAUGCUGCUUCGACGCGCCGACAGGAAAAAGGCGCCAGAGGGCCGAGAUAGAGCGUUCAAGUUACUCGGCAAGCUUCCCGAGAAUUACCCCGCCGAAGAACUUGUCCGGGUCUCUAGGAUUUUCGUGGGCUUGGACAAGUGGAAGCCGCAAGCAUGGCUUGCCGUGCUGCGCCUCGUGUUUGCUCUCGUACGGUCCAGGCGUUGA
This is a messenger RNA of Acaromyces ingoldii, 813 nucleotides long. RefSeq names its product coenzyme F420-dependent NADP oxidoreductase. Bases 1 to 813 code for a protein of 270 amino acids. The transcript has a single exon. Lineage: Eukaryota; Fungi; Basidiomycota; Exobasidiomycetes; Exobasidiales; Cryptobasidiaceae. The record is from RefSeq and is a predicted model, not a curated record.